AUGUGUGAUAAAAGAGUUUCAGAAGUGUUGAAACUUGUAACAAAAGAUGAAAAUUUUAUCGAUUACAAAAUACAGGUUCACGGGAAAACAGAACGAGGUGAUGGGUACCUCGGCAAAGUUACUUUUGCUUCUGUUACUGGCAAAACUAAAAACGAAGACACAAAGGAAUUAAAUUUAGUCGUAAAAACGUCUGCGGAAAAUGAACUUCUUCGAAAUGAACUACCCAUUAAAAGAUUUUUUGAGUUAGAAAUUUAUAUCUACGAGAAGGUCAUACCAACUUUUACCAACUUCCAACAGGAAAUGGGAUUCGAAAGCGAUAUUUUGAAGUCACUACCAACUUGUUACCUCACUCGCAAUUUUGAAAAUAAUGAAGCUCUGAUUUUGGAAAACUUAAAAGCGCGAGGAUUUGAAAUGGCUAACCGAAAAAUUCCACUAACUUUUCUACAAGUCAGACUGGUUUUAGAAGGUUACGGAAAGUGGCAUGCUUUUUCACUAGCUUUGCGUUACAAACAACCUGAAACUUUUAAACGACUGGUGAAAAACUAUGGCAAUAUGUGGUCUACAUAUAUUUCGCAAGUGAAAAUGGCACAUAUAUUUUUUCAAUACUACGAAGAAGUGAGAAAGUUUUGGGAAGAUGAUAAGAAUGUAGCAUCGAUUACAUUUUCAGAAAGUGAGGUGACAUCUAUUUUAAUGUCUUUAGUUUUUGAAGAUUUGGAUCAUGCUGUAAUACUUCAUGGAGACUCGUGGACUAAUAAUUUUAUGUUUAAAGAGCAGUCGGGAAAACCCGUAGAUAUGUCUUUAAUCGACUGGCAGUUAUCUGGUUUCUCUUCACCUAUUUUGGAUUUAUCAUUUUUCAUUUACCCAUGUGUUGAUACAGAAAAAUAUAAGAAUGUGGGACAGUUGCUGAAAAUUUACUACGACGCUGUCUGCGGAUAUUUACAUCAACUGAAUUACCACAGUAAAAUUGCCCAGGUGGAGUUGGAGCACGAGCGGAGUUUGGGGAUCCUGGUUGUGGCUGUUCUACCACCAUGA
Molecule: messenger RNA, 1032 nt
Organism: Zophobas morio
Lineage: Eukaryota; Metazoa; Arthropoda; Insecta; Coleoptera; Tenebrionidae
Exons: 3
Coding region: 1-1032 (343 amino acids)
Source: RefSeq, a predicted model, not a curated record